Messenger RNA from Medicago truncatula (barrel medic), 735 nucleotides. RefSeq lists its product as uncharacterized. Bases 81 to 497 code for a protein of 138 amino acids. Lineage: Eukaryota; Viridiplantae; Streptophyta; Magnoliopsida; Fabales; Fabaceae. The transcript has a single exon. The record is from RefSeq and is a predicted model, not a curated record.
ACUACUACACACUCUUUCUCUCGCUUUCAUCUUUCUACUCCUACCAUUCCCAAUCCAAAAACCUUCAACAAUUUUCAUUCAUGGCGGAAGAAGAAGAUUCAACUCUCGAAUCACCACAUUCCCUCAAAUAUAAACUCAAAUCCUCUCUCUGUUUUUCAUGCUGUUUCUCUCACCAUCGCGUGAAACCGAGAAUCGUUCGAAGUUCAUCGCUUCGAACUCAUAAUCGCAAUCACAACAACAACUCUCGCUCAAUUGAUUUGCCGCAUUUAAAGGAAAAAUGCACCAAUUUCAUCUCCCGGAUCGUUCACCACCGCCGCCGCCAUUCCGCCGAUUUCCACUACGACGCUCUCAGUUACGCGUUGAAUUUCGAAGAUGAUGCCAACGACGAGAAGUCUGUUGAUGAUCUCAGGAGUUUCUCGGCGAGAUUACCGGCUUCUCCGCCGUUAUCGCCGAAAGCGGCAGUUAAUGAUACCGUGAAAAUCGCCGCUAUCAGUUGAUCUUAAAUGUAACGGCGCAGAUCUAGAAUUUUGCAAUGCAGGUGCAGGCAUAGGAUAAAAACUCCGAUCCGGUGACGUUUUAGAACAGUUUUUUGGAUUUUGUUAUUUGUGUUUAUGUCAUUUUUUCUUUUUCAUUUUAUUGUAGAUAAUGAAUGUUUAUGGAAUUUAAACGAAAUGAAUAAGAAUUAGGAAAGAAAACAAAGGAUAAAUGUGAAAAAUGAUGAUGGUGGUGGUUUUA